AUGGUGGCCGCCAUCCAAAGCAAAUUUCUAACCGGACUCAUUGUCCGUAAGGACUACGAGUACAAAAGAAAGCUCGGGUCAGGUGCCGAUGGAGUCGUCAAGCACUACACCCACAAACGAUUGCCAAACACCACAAUAGCAGUCAAGACGCCUAGUGAAAGGGGCCGAAUUCCGAUGCAGAUGGAGCUUUCAAUAAUGCGGAAAAUAGGCAAGUCGCCAUACAUAGUCGAAAUGCUAGGGUACGACGAAAACUGGGGUCCCGCUAUCUUCUACGAGUACUGUGCACUUGGAGAUGCAUUUUCAUACCCACAGCAGCUUCGCCAGUUAUAUGGAGUGGUACCGGAGGAGACGAUCUGGAAGUUCUUCUCCGACGUCGCGAAGGGGCUGGACUACCUUCACAACGCCCUCGGUGAUAGUAUGGUCCACGGGGACCUCAAGUGCGAAAACGUGCUCGUGUCGUACCCGUGGGCAAUGCCGCCCAACCUACCGGUCCUGCCGACCUUCAAGAUCGCGGAUUUGUCACGCACGGCGGCCCAGUCUGGAAAAUCAGGGGCGCCGCUUGUGUUCCACGGGACGUACGAGUACGGUCCACCU
Molecule: messenger RNA, 594 nt
Organism: Aaosphaeria arxii CBS 175.79
Lineage: Eukaryota; Fungi; Ascomycota; Dothideomycetes; Pleosporales
Product: kinase-like protein
Exons: 1
Biological process (GO): protein phosphorylation
Cellular component (GO): cytoplasm
Molecular function (GO): ATP binding; protein serine/threonine kinase activity
Source: RefSeq, a predicted model, not a curated record